This is a messenger RNA of Eupeodes corollae, 1099 nucleotides long. RefSeq names its product S-adenosylmethionine mitochondrial carrier protein homolog. Lineage: Eukaryota; Metazoa; Arthropoda; Insecta; Diptera; Syrphidae. Gene Ontology annotation, cellular component: mitochondrial inner membrane. Gene Ontology annotation, biological process: transmembrane transport. The record is from RefSeq and is a predicted model, not a curated record. Gene Ontology annotation, molecular function: S-adenosyl-L-methionine transmembrane transporter activity. Bases 186 to 1043 code for a protein of 285 amino acids. The transcript is spliced from 4 exons.
AUAUAACCAAAAAUUUAUAUCAUAACAAAUGAUCAUUCUUCGAAUUUUUUCAAUCAUUCAUAAAUAAAAGAAGUGUUUCCUUUAACAUAAAAGUUUAAAACAAAAUAUGACAAACCCAGCGAAUUAAUUUAUUAAUAAAACUGAUUUUUUGUAUUGCCAAAAGUUAAAUAAUAGAGAAUUACAAAAUGGAAACAGAAAGUUCCACCGCAAUAACAACGGACGUAAAGUUUUAUUUCUUCAGUACCCUUAUUUCAGGUGCUGUAGCUGGAGCUAUAGUAGAUGUGGCUCUCUUUCCCAUAGACACAGUCAAAACAAGACUCCAAAGUGAGAAUGGAUUUUGGAGAUCUGGUGGUUUCAGGGGAAUUUAUAAGGGGUUAGCUCCAGCAGCAGCAGGAAGUGCCCCAACUGCUGCCCUCUUCUUUUGUACCUACGAAGGAUGUAAGAAAUAUUUAAGCUCGGCAACUGGGCAUACAAAUUCGCCCUACAUUCAUAUGAUAUCGGCUUCAUUUGCAGAAGUUGUUGCAUGUAUUAUUCGAGUUCCAGUUGAAAUAGCUAAACAACGUCGACAGGCUCUUUCAAAUCGAUGUGAAAGAACUGCUUUGAAUAUCCUUUGGACAGCUUAUAAAACUGAAGGUAUUCGUCGUGGCCUCUAUCGAGGUUUCGGCACGACUAUUUGUCGAGAAAUUCCCUUCUCUCUUAUACAGUUCCCAUUGUGGGAAUUUCUGAAACAUAAUUGGUCAGAUUUUACCGGUCUGCCAUUGACACCAGUAUCGGUAGCAAUAUGCGGAGCAAUUGCUGGAGGUAUAUCUGCUGCGGCGACAACACCCUUGGAUGUAGCCAAAACGAGAAUAAUGCUUGCUGAUGAAGUCAGCGGACGUAAACUUGGCAUGAGGAGCGUUUUAAGAGCGGUAUACAAAGAAAAAGGAUUCAAGGGGUUAAUUUCUGGAAUUUUACCCAGAGUAAUGUGGAUAACUAUGGGCGGUGCAAUAUUCUUUGGUUUCUAUGAUUUAACAUCAAGAAUACUUAAGUUUGACAGAACAUAAUGUUUAUAUAAAUGCUCUUUAUGUAAAUAAACAUAGCACAUCUUUUUAAAAAUGUA